This is a messenger RNA of Dracunculus medinensis (Guinea worm), 819 nucleotides long. The record is from the annotation of a GenBank genome assembly. Lineage: Eukaryota; Metazoa; Nematoda; Chromadorea; Rhabditida; Dracunculidae.
AAAUUAUCGGAUUUGCUUUGCAGUUUUGGUGGAAGAGGAGGUGGGCGAAACUUUCCGCGUGGAGCUCCAGGAGGUGGUAGGGGUGGAAUGAAAGGCGGAAAAAAAGUCAUCAUCGAGCCUCAUCGUUAUGAAGGCGUAUUUAUCGUAAAAGGCAAGGAGGAUGCAUUGGCUACACGAAAUAUGGUUAUUGGCGAUUCAGUUUAUGGUGAGAAACGUGUUACAGUUGAAGACGAAAAAGGAAAAGUGGAAUAUCGUAUUUGGAAUCCUUUUCGUUCGAAGUUGGCUGCGGCCAUGUUAGGAGGUUUAGAGAGCGUGCACAUUGAACCCGGCACAAAGCUUCUGUAUUUGGGUGCUGCUUCAGGAACUACUGUUUCGCAUUGUUCUGAUAUGGUGGGACAGGAUGGUUUAGUAUACGCUGUGGAAUUUUCUUAUCGAUCUGGUCGCGACUUGAUAAAUGUGGCUAAAAAACGACCCAAUAUUGUUCCAAUCAUUGAAGACGCUCGGCACCCUCAAAAGUACCGGAUGAUCGUAGGAAUGGUUGAUACAAUAUUUUCCGAUGUAGCUCAACCGGACCAAGCACGUAUUGUUGCUCUUAAUGCUCACAAUUUUUUAAAGAGCGGGGGUCACGCCGUUAUGUCUAUCAAGGCUAAUUGUGUUGAUUCAACUGCUGAGCCUGAAGCAGUUUUUGCUGGAGAAGUGAAUAAAUUAAAGCAGGAGAAGUUUAAGCCUCGGGAGCAAGUUACUUUGGAACCUUAUGAGAGAGACCAUGCUGUUGUAGUAGCUGAAUAUAGAGCUAAGAAAAAAAGCGGUAUUAAGUGA